This is a messenger RNA of Penicillium canescens, 297 nucleotides long. RefSeq lists its product as uncharacterized. NCBI's taxonomy places the organism in Eukaryota, Fungi, Ascomycota, Eurotiomycetes, Eurotiales, Aspergillaceae. The record is from RefSeq and is a predicted model, not a curated record. The transcript has 2 exons. Bases 1 to 297 code for a protein of 98 amino acids.
AUGCCCUCACCCUUGACUGUGACAUUUGUACAGGCAACCAUUCUUAAUGCCAUAUCCAAUGUCCUGGCACAGCUGAUCGACCAGCGCAACAGCAAAUCUCCAUUUCAUCUCAACCCAAUCGCAUUAAUUCAAUUUGUAACUUAUGGCCUAAUCAUCGUGCCCCCCAAUUUCUACUGGCAACGUGCCCUGGAAGCGCGUUACCCAGGCUUUCCGACACGCGCCGAGUUCACCAGCGCAGUCCGCUCUUUUUCACUUAAGGCCAUCUUCUCACCUCGAGCAUGGCUAGCUCUUUUUUAG